AUGGUCUCAACCAAAACUCUCCUCUUAGCAGCCUCAACCAUCGUCUCCGUAUUUUCGGCCCCGGCACCCGCACCCGUGAGCCCAAACCUCAAUGUCCUCGAGCGAAGAUUAACUACCUCCUCUACCGGUACCAGUGGAGGAUACUAUUAUUCCUUCUGGACCGACGGAAGCGGCGGCGUCACAUAUUCCAAUGGAGCCGGCGGAAACUAUGCCGUAAGCUGGACUGGAAACAAGGGAAACUUUGUAGCAGGAAAAGGAUGGGCUGUUGGAUCUGCACGCUCAAUAACCUACACCGCAAACUACAAACCCUCGGGAAACAGCUACCUCUCCGUCUACGGCUGGACCACCUCCCCAUUGAUAGAAUACUACAUCGUCGAAGACUUCGGGACCUACGACCCCAGUUCCGCCGCCACCGAAAUCGGCAGCGUAACAUCCGACGGCUCAGUCUACAAGAUUCUCGAAACAACACGUACCAAUCAGCCUUCUGUGCAGGGUACCGCGACCUUCAAGCAGUACUGGAGUGUACGGGUUAAUAAGAGGACGAGUGGGACGGUCACGACGGCGAAUCAUUUUGCUGCGUGGAAGAAGUUGGGCUUGCAGUUGGGGAGUACCUAUAAUUAUCAGAUUGUGGCUGUGGAGGGGUAUCAGAGCAGUGGGUCCGCCAGUGUGACGGUUUCUUAG
Molecule: messenger RNA, 681 nt
Organism: Sclerotinia sclerotiorum 1980 UF-70
Lineage: Eukaryota; Fungi; Ascomycota; Leotiomycetes; Helotiales; Sclerotiniaceae
Exons: 2
Coding region: 1-681 (226 amino acids)
Biological process (GO): xylan catabolic process
Molecular function (GO): hydrolase activity, hydrolyzing O-glycosyl compounds
Source: RefSeq, a predicted model, not a curated record